GGCCCGGGCCCGGAGAUGAGGCCAGGAUGUCGGUGUCAGGGCUCAAGGCCGAGCUGAAGCUCCUCGAGUCCAUCUUCGACAAGGACCACGAGCGCUUCCGCAUCGUCUCCUGGAAGCUGGACGAGCUGCACUGCCAGUUCGUGCUGCUGCCGCCGCCGCCGGGGAGCAGCCCGCCGCCGCCGGCGCCGCUCACCAUCCACUGCAACAUCACGGAGUCUUAUCCCUCUUCAUCACCAAUAUGGUUUGUGGAAUCAGAUGACCCAAACCUGACUUCAGUGUUGGAGAGAUUAGAAGAUAUUAAGAAGAGCAAUACUCUGCUUCUUCAACAACUGAAGCGAUUGAUAUGUGACCUCUGCAGAUUAUACAACCUUCCUCAACAUCCAGAUGUUGAGAUGUUAGAUCAGCCAUUACCAACAGGACAGAAUGGAACAACGGAAGAAGUAACGUCAGAGGAGGAGGAGGAAGAAGAUAUGGGUGAAGACAUUGAAGACCUAGAUCACUAUGACAUGAAGGAGGAAGAGCCUGUUGAUGGAAAGAAAUCUGAGGAUGAAGGCAUUGAAAAAGAGAACCUUGCAAUUUUAGAAAAAAUCAGAAAGAAUCAAAGACAAGACCACCUAAAUGGUGCAGUGUCUGGGUCAGUCCAGGCUUCAGAUCGACUUAUGAAAGAGCUCAGGGAUAUCUACAGAUCACAGAGUUAUAAAACAGGGAUUUAUUCAGUGGAACUUGUAAAUGACAGCCUGUAUGAGUGGCACGUUAAACUUCUAAAAGUUGAUCCUGACAGCCCGUUACAUAGUGAUCUUCAGGUCUUAAAAGAAAAAGAAGGUGUAGAAUACAUUUUGCUCAACUUCUCAUUUAAGGAUAAUUUUCCUUUUGAUCCACCCUUUGUGCGAGUGGUAUCUCCUGUGCUCACGGGAGGGUAUGUCCUGGGUGGGGGUGCAUUAUGCAUGGAACUUCUUACUAAACAGGGCUGGAGUAGUGCCUAUUCAAUAGAAUCGGUCAUCAUGCAGAUCAAUGCCACUUUAGUCAAAGGAAAAGCCAGAGUACAGUUUGGAGCCAAUAAGAACCAAUAUAAUCUAGCAAGAGCACAGCAGUCCUAUAAGUCUCUAGUACAAAUACAUGAGAAAAAUGGCUGGUACACUCCUCCAAAAGAAGAUGGUUAAUAUUGUGGACUGUUGUACACCUGGACCAAUGUCAAACAGCUCUUUUUUAUUUCUUUCCAACACACACACAGACUCAAG
Messenger RNA from Emys orbicularis (European pond turtle), 1238 nucleotides. It is a transcript of the gene UBE2Q2, whose product is annotated as ubiquitin conjugating enzyme E2 Q2. The record is from RefSeq and is a predicted model, not a curated record. NCBI's taxonomy places the organism in Eukaryota, Metazoa, Chordata, Testudines, Emydidae. The transcript is spliced from 13 exons. Bases 27 to 1160 code for a protein of 377 amino acids. Gene Ontology annotation, molecular function: protein binding.